Messenger RNA from Sorex araneus (European shrew), 1328 nucleotides. It is a transcript of the gene PTAFR, whose product is annotated as platelet activating factor receptor. The transcript is spliced from 2 exons. The record is from RefSeq and is a predicted model, not a curated record. Gene Ontology annotation, molecular function: platelet activating factor receptor activity; G protein-coupled purinergic nucleotide receptor activity. Gene Ontology annotation, cellular component: membrane. NCBI's taxonomy places the organism in Eukaryota, Metazoa, Chordata, Mammalia, Eulipotyphla, Soricidae. Bases 258 to 1328 code for a protein of 356 amino acids. Gene Ontology annotation, biological process: chemotaxis; G protein-coupled receptor signaling pathway.
UAGCUUCUCCAGAGUGGAAACCGGCAGCAAAGAAACAAGCAAGCAAGCAGACAAGCAAGCGGGAUGUGUGUUCAAGGGCGAGGAGACGUGUUCAGAGUGUGCUGCCAGCCUCCUGCGGUUUCUUGAGCUUCCACCGAGGGCACGGCAGCUCCCCGGCAGGACCUCCAGAAAGUCACAGCUGCGGCCGGGCUGGGGACUGAUCACCCACUGCUUGGUUCUCCGGGGAGGUUGGUACCAAGGUCUGGCUCGAGGCACAGAUGAACCCUAUGACCAGCUGCCCCAGUCAGUCCAGAGCAAUGGGGUCAAAUGACUCCCACCGUGUGGAUUCUGAGUUCAGGUACACCCUCUUCCCCAUCUUCUACAGCAUCAUCUUCGUGCUGGGGGUCAUCGCCAACAGCUAUGUGCUGUGGGUUUUUGCCCGCCUGUACCCUUCCAAGAAACUCAGCGAGAUAAAGAUCUUCAUGGUGAACCUCACCAUGGCGGACCUGCUCUUCCUGAUCACUCUGCCCCUGUGGAUUGUCUACUACUACAACCAGGGCAACUGGAUUCUCCCCAAAUUCCUGUGCAACCUUACUGGUUGCUUCUUCUUCAUCAACACCUACUGCUCGGUGGCCUUUUUGGGUGUCAUCACUUACAACCGUUUCCAGGCUGUGACACAGCCCAUCAAGACAGCUCAGGCCACCACACGCAAGCGGGGCAUCUAUUUGUCCCUGGUCAUUUGGAUGGCCAUUGUGUCUGCCGCCUCCUACUUCUUCUUUGACGACUCCACCAAUGUCGUGCCCAACAAGUCGGGUUCAGGCAACGUCACCCGCUGCUUUGAGCAUUAUGAGGAGGGCAGCGUUCCAGUCCUCAUCAUCCACAUCUUCCUCGUGUGCAGUUUCUUCCUUGUCUUCCUCCUCAUCUUCUUCUGCAACCUAGUCAUCAUCCGGAAGCUGCUCACGCAGCCGGCCCAGCUGCAGAGCAACGCGGAAGUCAAGCGCCGGGCGCUGUGGAUGGUGUGCACUGUCUUGGCCGUGUUCAGCAUUUGCUUUGUGCCCCACCAUGUGGUGCAGUUACCCUGGACCCUGGCGGAGCUGGGCUACCGGAACAUCCAGUUUCACCAGGCCAUCAAUGACGCCCAUCAAAUCACCCUCUGCCUCCUGAGCACCAACUGUGUCUUAGACCCCAUCAUCUACUGUUUCCUCACCAAGAAAUUCCGCAAGCACCUCUCUGAGAAGUUCUACAGCCUACGCAGCAGCAGCCGGAAAUGCUCCCGGGCCACCUCGGAGACGGGGACCGAAGUGGUCAUGCCGCUCAAACAGGUCCCUGCCAAUUGCCUCCAAGAUUAG